GCAGGGAGAGGAGGAGCUGAGGGUCAGUGCUGCUGCCGGCACAGAGCAGCCCCUGGGGUUCAGCUUUGCCCAGAAGGAGGAGGCGGUGAGGCUCAGCAGCUGCCCGGUCUCAAACCAUGAACUUUGUGGGGCAGCUGGCUGAGAGCGUCCUCGUCACGGUGAAGGGGCUGUACCAGGAUCUGAACCCUGCCACCCUGUCAGGCUGCAUCGAUGUGGUCGUGGUGAGGCAGCCUGACAACUCCUUCAAGUGCUCCCCGUUCCACGUGCGCUUUGGGAAGCUGGGAGUGCUGCGCUCCAAGGAGAAGGUGGUUGACAUUGAAAUCAAUGGAGAGCCUGUGGAUCUGCACAUGAAGCUGGGAGACAAUGGAGAGGCCUUCUUUGUCGAGGAGUCAGAGGAACAUGAGGACAGCAUCCCGUUCCUCCUCCGCACAUCCCCCAUCUGCGAGGAGCAGAGCCCAGACGAUGCUGUUCAACCCUCCACCAGUGCUGGAGUGGUCCUGCGCAGGAGAAGGCGGCACAAGAGAAGGCCCAGGAAGAAUGAGGUGUUGGACUCUGAUUCUGACAGCAGUGAUGAGACCAAAAGUGAGGUGACCAUAAAGGAGCCACACAAGCUGCCAGCCCCAAGUGAUGCAGCAUCUUCAUCUUUUGCUGAUCCCCUUGAAGAAAUUGGGUUGUUGCAGCCCCAAGAGAUACGCCCGUACUCCGAUGGGGAGCUGCUCAAAGGGGACAGCUUCAUGCUGAGCCAUCAGUCUUCUCGCAAAAGUGAUUCUGAACUGGAGAUCAAACGACAGGAAAGUUUUUCUCUAGGGACUGAAUCCCUCGUGAAGUGGACCUGGGGAAUGCUCCCUCAGGUGAAUAAAUUGGUACGAGCUAAACCAGCCAAGUCCACAAAGAGCACUGAUGCUGCAGUGACCACCAGCUCUGCGACACUGGUCCCAGAGGAUGAUGAAACCUCUCUUGUUGCCACCUCUGAACAUCCAGAGGGGGAUUCAAGCCCAGCAGGUCCUCAGGGCAUACCCCCUUCUUUGCCUGUGCCUGUAACUGAGCCAACACUUGCACCCCAGGCUGAAAACAGCAUCUCCAGGCUGAAGGACAUCCUCCAUGCUGUCAGGGCAAAGAGAUUUUUGGGGGCCUCCUCAGUCCCACAAGAGAAGCAGGUGGAAGAUGUGACUGUUGUGACAGAGGUUCAGCCAGAUGUGGAGCCCUUUGAGGGAGCCACUGCUCCAAGGCAGGGAAGCUCAGAAGGCCCCACAUCCCAGCUGGAGAGGCAGAGGAGGCAAGGAUCCAUCAAAAGAAGUCUUCACUUGCAUCCCAGUGCCAUUUACCUGGAAGACUUCUCUGAGCUGGACAAGAAGCCAGUGGCUCUCUGUUUCCCCAAGAGUGACACAGAGCAGAAUUCGAGGCCUGUGACAGACCCCAGUAACCCUCUGUGUGUGCAGCUGCCAUCCACCUUGCCUGCCAACAGCCCCAUGGGCUCUGACUCAAUGCCCACAGUUGCCCUGUCACUGUGUGGGGGCCUCAGGGGCAACAGGCAGAUCUCUCAUGAGAAGUUCAUGGAACACAUGGUUUCCUACCGUCAGUUUGCUGAGAAUCCAAGGCUCAUCAAUGACCCAAACCUGGUGAUAAUGAUCAACAAGAAGUAUUACAACUGGGCUGUGGCUGGUCCCAUAGUCCUGGCCCUGCAGGCUUUCCAGAGGUAUAUUCCUGAGAGUGUCAUUGACGAAAUGGUGAAGGAGAAGAUGACCAAGAAAGACAGAAGGUUUUGGUUCUCCUGGAGGAGGAGAGAAUUCCUGACAGAGGGGCAGCAGCCGAGGCCAGGGAAAGCCAGCAUGGGAGCACUGUGGCGAAGAGGAGUUUGGCAGAGGCAGGAGGAAAAGGAGUUUUCGAGUGACAAUGAGCCCCAGCACCCUGGGGACAUGUUGGCAAUGGUGGACCCUUCUCAGAAACAUCUGUCGACCUACAAGAUGGGGCAGGAGGAAAAGGAGUCAUCCAGUAACAGUCCGUUCCUGCGACCUGGAGACAUACUGACAAUGAAAGCCCCUGCUCAGAAACUUCUGCCAGCCUACAAGAAAUCCCUGCGGCUCUCCUCUGAACAAAUUGGAAGGUUGAAUCUGCAGGAUGGCCCAAAUGAGGUGGCAUUCAGCGUGACAACCCAGUACCAGGGCACGUGUCGCUGUGAGGCUACUAUCUACCUGUGGAACUGGAACGAAAAAGUGGUGAUCUCAGACAUCGAUGGCACCAUCACCAAAUCAGAUACUCUUGGACAGAUCUUGCCACAGCUGGGUAAAGAUUGGACUCACCGUGGGAUUGUUAAACUCUUCCACAAAAUCCACCUGAAUGGCUACAAGUUCCUCUACUGCUCGGCCAGGGCUAUUGGCAUGGCCCACAUCACCAAAGGCUACCUCAAAUGGGUCAAUGAGCAAGGCUUUGGCCUCCCCAUGGGCCCCAUGCUGCUUUCCCCCAGUAGUCUCAUGUCUGCCUUCCACAGGGAGGUGAUUGAGAAGAAGCCAGAGGUGUUCAAGGUCACCUGCUUGUCAGACAUCCGAAAACUGUUCGCCACGAAGUGUCCCUUCUACGCUGGCUUUGGGAACAGGCCCAACGUGAGUGGGUGCAGGUGUGCAGGGAGGGCUCAGGGGGGUGGCAGUGCCUUCUGUCACAGCAGCUGUCACAUUGUGCUGGCUUUCCUUGGGCAGGAUGUCUAUGCUUACAAACAAGUGGGGCUGCCAGAGAGCCGCAUAUUCACAGUGAAUCCCAAGGGAGAGCUGAUCCGGGAGCUCACAAAGAACCAAAAGUCAACGUACGAGCGGCUGUCGGAGCUGGUGGAGGUCUUCUUCCCUCCUGUGGGACACAGGGGGAGCGCUAGUCUGGUAUAGCCCCUUUGCCUGCUGGAGACCUCCACUGCCUGACACUGACUUGGAUGGCUUGUCCUAACCCUAUCCCUGUGGAGACCUGACCCAGAGCUCUCCUGAAUGUUCUUUGCCUGGACUAAAUGCUCCAGGUGCACUUCAUCCUUCCUGUUUGCUGCUUGGGCAUUUUGCACUUGUAGUAGAGGUCAUGACACCCCUAAGCAGGGAACCAAAGGGGGUAAGAGAGAGCUCUGACUCUACAAAAACUCCAGUUGCUAAACUCAACUGAAAUUUGUGUAUUCCUGAAAUUCCUGAAAGCUGGGUCUCUUCCUGUGUUUGUAGCUCCUCUAAAGCCUGGCUCUUUUUUAAAGGUGGUGGUUGUUCACUGUUAUAUUUAUUACUUAGCUGUUACUACCUCUGGUAUGACUAGUGUUCCAAACAGUCCAGCUACUGGCAGUUUGGUAGCUGAAACUGCCCAGCAGCUUGUAAAGGUUGAGGGAAGAUGCUGGGA
Messenger RNA from Ficedula albicollis (Collared flycatcher), 3357 nucleotides. RefSeq names its product lipin 3 (gene LPIN3). The transcript is spliced from 20 exons. The record is from RefSeq and is a predicted model, not a curated record. Gene Ontology annotation, cellular component: nucleus. NCBI's taxonomy places the organism in Eukaryota, Metazoa, Chordata, Aves, Passeriformes, Muscicapidae. The coding region runs from base 117 to 2873 and encodes 918 amino acids. Gene Ontology annotation, molecular function: transcription coactivator activity; phosphatidate phosphatase activity. Gene Ontology annotation, biological process: triglyceride biosynthetic process; positive regulation of transcription by RNA polymerase II; fatty acid catabolic process.